This is a messenger RNA of Oncorhynchus masou masou (cherry salmon), 923 nucleotides long. It is a transcript of the gene akip1, whose product is annotated as A kinase (PRKA) interacting protein 1. The record is from RefSeq and is a predicted model, not a curated record. The transcript is spliced from 5 exons. Lineage: Eukaryota; Metazoa; Chordata; Actinopteri; Salmoniformes; Salmonidae. Gene Ontology annotation, cellular component: nucleoplasm. Gene Ontology annotation, biological process: regulation of non-canonical NF-kappaB signal transduction. The coding region runs from base 152 to 643 and encodes 163 amino acids.
CCUAGACCGGAAAUGUGACGACGUAAUCUUUACGGCAUGUUUAGUGCGCACAAAAGUAACCAAAACAGGCCCAAGUGUUUGGUCCUUGUCAUAAAAGGGUCGUUUGUCAGUGUCUCGGGUACGGCAGAGAUUUGACUCCCCGUGUUUUCGCAUGGCAACACAAGCCUGGGAGCUGGAGUCAUCCCUGCGCCGCUCCGCCAGACUCGGCCUGGAAGUACUGGAGCGAGCGUCGAGACGGAGCGUAGACUGGACGAGUCCGUCUCCCAAUACAACACCAACGGAUGGCAACGCCGGGAGUGAGGUUCUGGGAAACUCAGCCCACACAAGCCUGGAUGAUGCUUUUGAGACCAUAGCGGAAUUCAUGGCUCAGACAACAUAUCAAUGCAAGAACUUUUACACGUCGGAGAAUGAGCCUAUGGAAAAGGAGAGAACCCAUGUGUGCAGAUACCAUUCUCAAUCUCACCAAUGCCCAGGGACCUCAUUGCAGAUCAGGAAACAUGCACGGUCAUCACCUGAGGAUUUCCACAUUGAGGUGUCACCAGGUUCCUAUGCGAUUACAGCGGGAACGCAGGACUCGCAGCAACAGACCCGGCUAGUACGCAUUAAUGCAGGAGAAAGUAUGAACCUCACCUUUCACCUCUAACCAAUCCCCUUUGACCGUUCUGCUGCAAAUAACAAAACUGUCCAAUCGGAACGUUUACAUAUGUAUUUUCAAGUGAGUCUUGUCUUCUGGAUGAAUUUGUCGCUUUAGAGCGACAGUAAUACAUUUAUUAAUUUGCUGCUAAAUGAGAAGCCAUAUUUUGAUCUGAUCAGGAUUACAUUUUUUAUAUUAAAUUAUUUAUUGUCAAAUGUCUGCCUAAAUGCAUCACAUAAUUAUGUAUUUUUUACCAUAUCAGUAUAAUAAAGUAUAUUUUAUAUCAAUG